AUGGAUAACCUGCAACAACUUCAAAAUCAUGUUACAGCUGAAAACUCCAGCAAGACAAUCGCGAGGAAUGAACUGGCGCCGCAUUCACCUUGGGGUCCAAUGACUAUCAUCAUAGCGAGUUUCCUCGUCAUGGUCAUAUGCCUUGCCACAGUUGGUAACCUUGUGGUAUGUCGACUUGUCUGGGUUUGUCGGCGCAUGCAGAUCCCGUCACUGUACUUUGUGGCUAGCAUGUCAUUUUCUGAUUUCCUCACGGGUUUGCUGGUUUUGCCGCUAAGUUUGGGCUACCACAUUAGUUAUCAGAAUACAGGUAAAUAUUUUACUUAAUCGAAAAUAGACAACACAAAUUUAAGAGAAGGGAGGUAGGUUUCUAAGAAACCCUGGUGCUGUGUUAGCGGGGGAUAUUCACGCAAGAUAAUCUGGUUUCAUCAACUGAGACGGUUGAUAAUACAAAUUGGCUACCGUCCUUCCGCCCUUCGCCGGAGCAAAAUUUUUAAAGUAAAUCAAAGUCGGACUUUCCAAAAAAGCGUUUCUCUAUCUUGAAAAAACAAUGGGUUCAACAAUAGCGUGGGAUGAAAGCUCGCCUUAACUGAUAGAAGAAAAAGAUGAUAAUGAUAAAUCGAUCGACCGAUUUGUUGAGCCAAAGCUGAUCGAAAUUAUGUUUGCUAAUUGCAAACGCUCAAAGAAAUUUCACUUAUCGCAUAGUCAUCGCCCAUUGCUAGUAUGAUUUUUGCCUAGAAACGGAAGCCGUGAAAAACGAGAUGAUGUUGAACAGAUUUGAGACUUGACCUCUCACCACAUGGGAGACACGAUCAUAUCAAACUCUUUCCCAAGUGCGACGAACAUUUGUUUUUCUCGGUUCCAGGUGUACGCAACCACUAACCUCAGGUAAUGCGCAUGCUCUCCGUUACGAAUUUUCAAAAUGGCGGACAGGUCAAAGAGGGAAAUUAAAAAACACAAAGCGAUUUUGCAAUGAAUUCUCAACAUACACCCUCGUUAGAAAGGCGAAUCCACGGAAGAAAGAUACAAAACUGUAUGAUAUUGAGAUCGAUAUGAUAUUAAAUCGAUACCGAGGGCCCGUUUAAUUGCCUUCCGCCACGAUUAUUAGCUUUCUUGACGGCUUUCUGAAGGCAGAAUACUUUCUUUCUGAAGACUUCUGAUAUGCGGCUAUUGAUUAUUACACCUCGUAUACCUGAUUGCUCAAACACUUUGUUUACGAUUGUUGAAAGGACCGACUCAUGGUUCUCCGUCUUCGUCUUGACAUUGCUUUGAGAUAGUAUAGACUAGUAAGCUGAAACGAAAAAUUAAUCAGGGAAGUUUACGAAAAAUCCAGCAAACAAGCUUUAAAAAGGCAUUUAUUUAGACUUCAUACUUCAACGAACUUCACAAAUCUUACUUGUUUAUCUUGUAAGUAAACGAUGGCAGAUUAAUUCCCGAAGCGCUUUCUGAGUUUCCCGAUCCCUCUCCUACUGCUUUCACGCUUACAAAACAGGAAAAAUCAAAAGGAGGAAGAUACAGCUGUUUUGAAACGCCAUUUGACGAAGGUAAAUCUGCUUUUUGUUCGACACUUUACAUAUCAAAACAAAGGAAAUUUGUUCCUCUUUUUGAUUCUGGCGGUACAUUUUUAAUUUGCGCCUACGUAAAAGAGAUAUCGCCCGAGACCCUUCGCUCGGUCGUGUUUUGAUCAAAAACGCCUUGUUAAUUUCACGCAACCGCUCGGAGAAAAGGUAAAAAUGACGAGGGAAAAACUUUACCUUCAAGUUAGAAAAUUAGCGAAAUAGAAAGCCACAAUAUUAUAGUUUAAUAUUUCAGAGGUACAUUGAGUGCUUUUUCCGUAGAGAAUCCGCACGAUGGUAAAACAUUCGAAAAUUACACUCGAUUUGAGUGGGGUGUUGAAGUGGGCGUGGUCACUACAUUCAUGUUAAGACUAUUUGUACCCCAUGAGUUUGAUAUGGAGCCGUCAUCGGAAACUUGACAAAUGUUCUUGAAGCAGGGGGGAGGGAGGGGGAGGGGGAGGAAGGAGGAGGUAGAUGGGUCAGAGACAAGCAAGAACUGGUUAGAUUGUAAAUACGUUUACUUUCGUUAAUUUUUUUUUAAUAGUUAGGAGACAAACCUGUGUUCUUUUAUUUACUUCAGUAUACUUGAUCUCUAGGUCGAUGGACUUUUGGCAAUUUUACCUGCGACCUCUAUUUAUUCCUGAACUUUAUUCUGUGCAGCGCCUCCAUAUACAACUUGUGUGUGGUCAGCGGAGACAGAUACUUGGCUGUGACUUCACCACUAAAUUAUCUGUCACGCAUGAACGAAAGCAGAGUCAAGCAAAUUAUCGGAGUGUCCUGGUUUUGCGCGCUGCUACUAGCCGGUUUCGUCACGUACGGCACGCAUGCUUCCAAGGAAAACGGCGUCAACUGUUCGAUCUGGGGUUUGCGAUAUGAGUACUCUGUUUUUGUACUUGUGAUAGCUUAUAUUCUACCGGUAUUUUUUCUCGUAUUCGUGAAUAUGAAGGUGUUUCUCAUUGCGCAUGCUCAUAUGACCAGAAUACACGUGCAAGAGAUAUCGCUGGCUCCUGUUUCGACGUUUACGGAGAACGCCCUGAGUCAAGAAGGAGCACCUAAGAAAACUAGCCAAAGAACACGACUGAAACGGGAGAUCAAAAUAUUCAAAACAUUUCUCAUUGUCACAUGUACUUUUCUGAUUUCCUGGACACCAUUUGUCGUGAUUCUCUUAACGGAUUCAAUCUCACCUGUUCCGGAUCUUAUCAGACACUCCUCUAUCAUCCUUUUAUACUGCAACAGUGCUCUGAAUCCAUUCAUAUACGGCUUUUUUAAUUCCGAGAUAAGGAAGGCAUUGUCCGAGACUUUUAACUGUAAAUGUAUUCUACCUUUUGAGAGAUAG
Messenger RNA from Pocillopora meandrina, 2889 nucleotides. NCBI's taxonomy places the organism in Eukaryota, Metazoa, Cnidaria, Anthozoa, Scleractinia, Pocilloporidae. The record is from the annotation of a GenBank genome assembly.